UCUCAGUUCCGAAUUGGUUGCGAUGAUGAACGGGUGACGAAAAGCUUGCAGUAGCAGUAAUCGGAUGGACCGUUUUUUUGUGUCGUACAUUACCUAACGUUUUGGCCAUUGUUUAUUAAUAAAUCAUAAAGGUGGAACCGUGUGACCUUGGCGAAGAAAUGUUCGCUUUUCAAACAUAGUGUUUCGAUUGGCGGUUUUAGUUUUCAAGUUCGUAGGCAAUGGCAGGGGCCAAGUCGUGUGCAUCAGACCGGAAAGAAGCGUGUUUUAAAGAAAUAUAGUUAAGGGGGAUCUGAAAACGAAGAGAAAAUAUAAAGUGUAUCAAGAACGGAUAAUCGUCUAAGAAACAAACAGUGGAAAUAUAUUAAGUGGAGGAAUUCGUUGAAUAUAGUUCAAUAUUAUUCAAAUUGUUAUUCAUCGAGAAACGUAACGGAUACGAGGUUAUUCUGCGAAUAGCGACUCUUCCUAAGUUUUCAAACGGUUUUCCACAAAUAAAUAGAAAUUCAGAAACCCUGAAUGCGAGAACCAAAACGGAUGGUCAUUUGGAAAAAAAGUGCCCAAUUUGCCACAAUCGCAAAAACUGGAAACGGUUCACACUGUGAAUUACCCGGCAACGUUUUAACACAGUGAAAACUAGGAAACCGUGGUUUAGAAUUUAAUUUAUUCAACCGAAAAAAAAGAGAAGCGGAAAACAGACAAACACAACAGCAGGUGAAGGGAGAAUCGGGCUCAGCAUGUCGAAUCCCAUUGAAUCGAUCACAUUGCAAAGCUGUGAUUCGUCCGAAUAGUAAGCCAUGACUGCGAUCAUAUCGUUUUCGCUGUUCAUAAACCUGGGAUUAUUGGUAAUCAACGCACCAAGUGGAGUUUAUACCCAGGUUCAAGAUGUCACAAUUGUGCUCAGCCAAGGAACUAUCGUUGGGCUCAAAGUUUUCCCGGAAACGUCGCGCAUUCCGGUGUUUACCUAUCUCGGCAUCCCGUACGCAAAGCCACCGCUAAACGAGUUACGAUUCGCACCGCCAGUCCCCAGCCCAGGAUGGAAUCGAACACUGUACGCACGCGACUUCAAGCCCAUCUGUCCACAGCUUGAGAACAACAGUUACGACGAUGUGGAUCCCCAGGGAUCGUAUCGAGUGCGAGAGACCAGCGAGGAUUGCCUCUACCUCAACAUUUGGAUGCCCGAGACGGCGGCUCGCUACGGUGGAUUCCCGGUGCUGGUUAUGGUGACCGGCGAAGAGAUGGCAUUCGAUUGGUCCGUCAACAGACCCACUGGACUGGAUCUAGCGUCGGAUGGGGUUAUCGUGGUGACCGUUCAGUAUCGAUCGAAUGUUUUCGGAUGGUUAUCGCUCGGGAAAAGGUAUGCUCCCGGGAAUCUAGGUUUGCUAGAUCAGCACCUUGCCCUCGUUUGGGUCCGGGAUAACAUUCAAAAGUUUGGAGGCGAUACCAAUCGCAUCACCCUUCUCGGUCACGGAACAACUGGGGCACCGAACAUUAUGACCCAUAUGAUCAGUCCGAAGGCACGAGGACUUUUUGGGAAGGUGAUAAUUAUGUCCGGGACGGUUUUCUCGCCUUACUCACGGGUAAAUGUCGAUCGGAGGUUGUCGGAAGAGAUUGUUAAAAUCUUGGCUUGUAAUUACGACGUUGGGCGGAAUAUGCUCAAUUGUCUGCAACAGAAGAGCGUUCAUGAUCUGCUCAAGGCUUACGAGUAUGUUUACAGAAGUGGGAACUAUACGACCAAUCUUGGCCCGAUUGUGGAUGAUUAUUUGGAUCCCGGGGAACGCUAUGUGCUCGACGAUCCGAGAUCUUUGUUCGCGUCAAAAUCUUUCAUAAUAGAAGAUAUGCCGAUCAUGUUUGGAAUCACUAGUAACGAGGGUUCGUUCAUGAUGAACAAUUGGUUGGACUUUGCAAAACAGGGCUUGGAUUAUUUGAGAAGAUACGUGAACCACUCGUUGAUCCCGAAUGUGCUGGAACAAUACGAGUUCGGAGGAAUCGGACAGCAUCAGGUCCGAGAUACGAUCAGCUGGAAAUUUUUCGACCAGAUCCCAGAUUCCACCGCCCAUCUGCUGCAUUCCAUCAUCAGAUUGACGACAGAAACCAGACACGAAAUCCCAUUCUACAAAACGCUUGAGAUCCUUAGCCAAACGAACGGGUCAUCAGGCAACGAUCGUUCCCAAUCUCAAGAGACGCAACAUGAAUUGCGAAGCGGCGGAAAGCUUUAUGUUUAUCUCUUCCAUCAUUCAAAAUCGAUCGAUAUGCGAGGGAGAAUCAAUUACUUCGGUGGAGCUUCCCACUCGUCGGAACUACCGUUCCUGAUGGGACCGAGUCUAUUCCAAGAGAUCAGCAGGAAGAGGCUAUCUCAAUCAGAGGAGAAACUCUGCCGGAAGAUGCGAGCGCUGUUCACGGAGUAUAUUAAAGUUGGUGAUCCAACUCCCGGUCGCAGCAUAGAUUCGUGGUCAACAUACACAGCGGGCCUGAGGUACAUCCAGCUGAUCUCCACCCGAGCAGAGAGCAUCUUCACAAACGAGAAACACAGCUUGGCGGACAUCUUCGAGGAUAACUUGAAUCUGAUCGAGGAGAAACUCCUUAACAGCAACACGGACGAAAACACCAAUGGUGGGUUCAAUCAAGAAAACCCUUAUCUUCUAGGGCGCAACAAUUUGGACGAUCAGGAAAGUUCGCGCACAUCCAAGAGCGCUAUUCUGGUGGACAACACCAAAGACUCGGAGUACUUCCACUACCUGCGUAAAAUCGACAGCUUUUGGCACCGAUUCCUGCCCAAGUUGAGUCAAGCGAUGAAUGCUAGCGAUCAGGAAGAACUACGCAACCGUCGGAUAGAUCUUAUCCUGGAGAACGAACAGCAGUUGUACCGGGAAUCAUCGGAAGCCUUACGGUACAAGCACGCGUUCUUCUCGAUGCUCACGCUGGUGUGCAUGCUGCUAGCGGUACUCUGUGUGUGUGUCUACGCGCUGAAGAGGAGCACCAACAAGAGCUUCACCAGCAUCUUAUGACACAAGUUCUUCUUCCGGUCGCAGCUGUUCGAUCGGAAGAGUCGCAGUAAGAAGGCGGAGGUCAGUGGCAAUACGGCCGAUGAAGACGAUACGUACAACGUCACCGGAAUUAGUCAUCGAGUGAAGACGGAUCACGUGGUGCGUAGCAAUCCCCUGUACGGAGAGAACUACAAACGAUUUCUACACAACGGAACCGAAGGAACGAUCAAUGUGGCGGCCAGUGCUAGCAACAAGAGUGUCAUCGGUGGCCUAACGGGGAUAUCCGGCAGGCCCACACGGCAAGUCAAUGAAUUCGGGGAGAACGUCAGCACAAUUCUGACCGAUCUGGAUGAAGAACUGGAAGUCCGGAAUUGGCGGUAUCAACUUUCGAAAGAUCAUUUUUAGAAGUCGGUAUCAGGGUUGAAUUUAUCUAUUUUUCGAUAUGAUUUUUUGUGUGAUGUGGAAUUAGGCUAGAGUUCAAUAAAAUC
Molecule: messenger RNA, 3469 nt
Organism: Toxorhynchites rutilus septentrionalis
Lineage: Eukaryota; Metazoa; Arthropoda; Insecta; Diptera; Culicidae
Product: carboxylesterase 5A
Exons: 5
Coding region: 792-3002 (736 amino acids)
Biological process (GO): presynaptic membrane assembly; synaptic vesicle endocytosis; neuron cell-cell adhesion
Cellular component (GO): postsynaptic membrane; cell surface; synapse
Molecular function (GO): signaling receptor activity; neurexin family protein binding
Source: RefSeq, a predicted model, not a curated record